This is a messenger RNA of Lytechinus pictus (painted urchin), 2427 nucleotides long. RefSeq names its product diacylglycerol O-acyltransferase 1-like. The transcript has 14 exons. The record is from RefSeq and is a predicted model, not a curated record. Gene Ontology annotation, cellular component: endoplasmic reticulum membrane. Gene Ontology annotation, molecular function: diacylglycerol O-acyltransferase activity. The coding region runs from base 15 to 1193 and encodes 392 amino acids. NCBI's taxonomy places the organism in Eukaryota, Metazoa, Echinodermata, Echinoidea, Temnopleuroida, Toxopneustidae. Gene Ontology annotation, biological process: triglyceride biosynthetic process.
UCUUCAUACUUCGAAUGACUUUGGAGAACAUCAUUGAGAAUGGAAUCUUGAUGAGCUUUGGGAUUGGGGUCAACCCUUUUGAGAUGCCACUCCUUUAUCUCCUCUUGGCCCUGAAUCUCUUCAUCUUGGUCGCGCUGGUGAUCGAGAAACUCGCUUCUAAGGACUACAUUGGAUGUGACGUAGAGAAGAGAUUGGCCAACAUCAACCUGGUCAUCCUCCUCAUCGUCCCCGUGGUCGUUAUCUACACCCUCAAGCUCAACCCAGUUGGAUCAUUCGUGGUGGUUGGUCUAUACACAAUCACCUUUCUAAAACUCUGGUCCUACGCUGACGUCAACAGAGCUUUGAGGGUAGAUGGUGCCGGAGAUGCCCCCGUCCAAGACCGACCUUUGACCCGUCGACGAUCUCGGCGGCUACUUGGACUCGGACCCGAGCCCCUUAAGUCUCCAGCAGCACCCGAACCUACCAUCCAAGCCUAUCCUGACAACCUGAACCUCAGAGAUAUGUACUUUUUCAUGCUGAGCCCGACACUAUGUUAUGACAUCAACUUUCCCCGUACGGAUCGCGUGAGAAAGACCUAUCUCCUCAGACUGGUUGUCGAACUGAUCAUUCUUAUCCAGGUUUGGCUCUUUAUGCUACAACAGUGGACUGCACCAGCCGUAGUAGCAACAGCAGAGCCAUUAAUGGACUAUAAUAUCAUUGGAACAGUAGAGUCCUUCCUCAGUGUGGCUUUGGCAAAUCAUCUUUCUUGGUUGUUAUUCUUUUAUAUCUAUUUUCAUCUCCUUCUCAACAUCUUUGCCGAGGUGACUUGUUUCGCUGACAGGAAUUUCUACUCGGACUGGUGGAAUUCCUCUAAUAUCGAGGAAUUUUGGAGAAAGUGGAACAUUCCUGUCCACAAGUGGUGUGUCAGGCACGUGUAUAAACCAGUCCGUGGUCUGGGCUAUUCUAAAUUCCAAGCCGUUCUCACCGUCUACCUACUUUCUGCCAUUUUCCAUGAGUAUCUUGCCAGUGUUCCUCUGAAGCUACUAACCCAUUGGUCUUUUGGCGGCAUGAUGGCUCAGGUACUACACCAACAGUCAAUUAAUAUCGCGAUGUUAUUUUUUUUCAUGGGUUAUUCUUUUAUUUUCAUUUUGAGAAAUUGUGUACUUUUUUAUGAACUUCCCUUUGUCCAUGUCAUUUGUAUCCUCGUCCGGUAAGUGAUGACUUGGCACAAUGAGAUCUGAUAAUGUAAUAUCUAGGAAGAUAACUACGUAUUUACGAGGUCUUCAACCAAAGAUAGAGAGAUAACUUGUUAUAACGAGGCCUAGGUCCCGUUUCAUAAAGACUUGUUAUAAUAACGAAUGCACGAUUUCUAUAACAAAUUUGAUAUCAGCCAAUCAGAUAAAAAGAUUUUAGUAGCUUUUAACUGUUAUUGUAAAUUUGUUAUUAUAACAAGUUUUAUGACAUGGAUCUCAGAACUCAUAACAUAAGAACUAGGGUGAUAACAUGAUAUGAUCAAGUCCAAAGUCAUAAAAUAAACUACCGCAGUUGAUUUCUAACUGAUGUGAUUUUAUAUUUAAAUUCAUUUUGUUAAUAUCUUAUCCAUACUUUUUAAUUGGUUUUCAAGGUAGGAAUGUAUUUUAAGGAUAACAAAUUGCAAUCAUUUGGCGUAUAUUUCCAAUGAAUUCCAUUUUAUCCGAGAACAAUAUUGUUGAUGCUUACUUGUAAAAUGUAAAUGAAGAACUAAUUGUAUAAGAUUGUUCAUGUUUAUAUACAUUAGGUCUCUAUGAGUCAACUUAAGUUGGGAGUUUAUAUGCUCAAAUCACUCGCAUUCCGCUACAAAUGGCGAUCGUUUUAUAGCAUUUACACUGGUAAUUUUAGUUGUACUAGAUUUGUCUGUCUCACUGUCGUUAUCUUCGUAUUGUGCCACUGUAGCUUACUUCGCCAUCAAGGGUAUUGAUAUUCAAAUAAUAUGUUGACCCAUUUGUUUGUAAUUCUACAUGUAUAUACUGUAAGAAAUUAAUUUUACGAGAGCUAGUGUUAUGUUCUUUCUCGAUUCUGCAAAUAUUAUAAAUGUAUAAAAUAUAAUUAUAUGAGAGAACGAAAGGAAAACAUCGAAGUUUCAAAUGUUAAAACGCUGUAUUCUCUUCCUAUCUUGCCUUGAUAUUCAAACCAGAUUGGAUGAAAAAAAAAAACGUAUCUUACUGUUUCUAUUUUCUACAUGAACAGAUCCCGCUCAUUGCCAUAUCGCAGAAAUUCGGAAGCAGGGUGGGAAAUAUAAUUGUCUGGCUUUCGUUUAUUCUCGGACAGCCAGUUGGCCUUAUCACAUACUACAUUGAAUGCCAAAGUCAAUAAAAUCAUUUCGUCUAAUUGUUGCUUUACAAAUACUUCUUCAUGUAUAUAUGCAUUAAUUUAUUUGUUGAUUAAUCUUUAAUAAAAUCUAGACUGGCU